Messenger RNA from Sebastes umbrosus (honeycomb rockfish), 2037 nucleotides. Its product is annotated as slit homolog 3 protein. Bases 433 to 1836 code for a protein of 467 amino acids. NCBI's taxonomy places the organism in Eukaryota, Metazoa, Chordata, Actinopteri, Perciformes, Sebastidae. Gene Ontology annotation, biological process: neuron projection regeneration. The record is from RefSeq and is a predicted model, not a curated record. The transcript has 5 exons. Gene Ontology annotation, molecular function: protein binding.
GGGUCAGAGGUCACCUGCAGGGUCAUUUCAGGAGUGAGACACUUGACAUUGAGGUGAUGUGAAGAGGACCACCCAGCAACGCUCUCUGUCUGAGGCUUGUUUACUACAUCCACUGUCUGAGUUUUAGGAACCAUGAGCAACUGGACCUGUCAAUCAAUGUGAAUGGUGAAGAGGAUCCAGAAUAGGUAAUACAGCACCUUAAGGCUGUCGUUAAACUUUGAUGAGCAUCUGCCAGGAAUUCUCAGCAGCAGCAGCGGUGGUUAUAUCUUAAGAGAGACGGUGGACCAUGUAGGGACCAUGUGGUGACAAGCCUGCCCAGGGAGGAGCAGAUAAUACAGGGAGAGAAAAAUGAUCCCCUGCAGCUCUCUUUCAUAGGGUCAGAGGUCAAACAGUCUACCUAUGAGAGGUCUACCUGAUGAAAUCAAGUGAGUCAUGCUUUGGUGCAGAUGUGGUGUCCUACUGGUUCUCUGCAUCUGUCCUCCAGCCUGCCUCAUUCCGUCUCCCUGUCCUCCUGGCUGCUGCUGUCCUCGCCCAGGAUUCCUGGUCUUGUGCGAGUCCCUGGGUCUCAGCUCGCUUCCUCGCUCUGUCCCUCUCAGUACCUCGGCUCUAUCGGUGGCGAGGAACCAGCUCUGUAACGUGGACCACCUGCUUCGGCCCUUCUCUGACCUACAGGAGCUGAGCCUCAGUCACAAUCUGCUGGCCCGCUUCCCUCGUGGUCUGCCCCCCAGCCUGGAGUCCCUGCUGCUGCAGGAGAACCGCAUCACUUACAUCACCUCAGGCGCCCUGCGACAACUGGGGAACCUCACUCGCCUGGACCUGGAGGACAACCGCAUCCGUGCCAUCCAACCCGGGGCACUCCAGGGACUUAACAAGCUGCAGGUCCUGACACUGAAGGGGAACAAGCUCACAAGCCUCCCUCUGAAUCUUCCCCCAUCACUGACCCAUUUAGACCUCUCAGCAAACUGCAUCUCUGUCCUGGACCUGCCCUCGCUGUCCGCCCUGGUCAACCUGCAGGUCCUGAAGAUCAACAGCAACUGCCUGCGUUCAGUCCCAGAGAGAGCCUUCGACGGCCUGCCACGUCUCAGAUCUGUGGACCUCGCCAACAACCUGUGGGUGUGCGAGUGUGACAUCUUGUAUCUGUACCGCUGGCUGCUGAGUGGCAGGCUGAGGAUGGCCACAGACCUGGUGUGCACAGAGCCGGUCCAUCUUGCUCACCGCCUGCUUCUGGACCUCUCUGUCAUGGCUAUCUGUCCUCAUGUGCUGAAGCAAAAUGAGAGGACAGACCAACUGGACCUCAACUCUGCACUAGAGAGGAAGCUAGAGACGGCGACGGUGAACCCAACGGGACCAAGCUUGUUUAAAAACAAGAGGCAUUUGGGAAACUUGUCAGAGCAAAUAUCACAAGAAACCACUGUUGGACUUCUUUUCAAAGAUGCUCACAAGACUCGUGUGUUACUUGACCACUACUCUUUAGAGACCCUUACCUAUGAGGAGUGCUUGUUCCUAAAUAAAACACAAACAGUGAGCCCAUCCAGUUUAAAAACCACUACUUCUAUCCCCGAUGAGCAGAAAUGCAACAUCACAGGUCAGCCCCCUCAGAUAAAUGCAACCUCUGCUGAAGGGACACAAACUUUACUCUCCACAAACAGAGAUGCACCCUGGCCCACCCCCGAGCUACGCCUGUUAACACAACAUGACUCUGCAGUGGUCAUAUCUCUGCUUGCUGUGUUAUGUGUGUUAGUAGCUCUCCUAAUGCUGGCAGUGCUGGUGGUUCUAAAAAAGGUACUUCUGCGCCAACAGAGGGUGGCUCCGCUUGAUGCAGGAUCUGGUGGAUGACAUCGAUACAGACGCACUUAAACAUGUUUUUUUUAAUAACUUUACUCACAAUAAGCACAGUCUCAUACAAUAUUCUGUAUAAUGCCUUUGUAUGUGUACUUUAGCUGUCGACCUAACUGCAUAUUCACACUGUAAUUUUAUACAAUCAAGCCAAAUAAAGCCUAAAUGCCAAAAGUACAUAUAAAAGAAAACACACCUCAA